Molecule: messenger RNA, 1050 nt
Organism: Triticum aestivum (bread wheat)
Lineage: Eukaryota; Viridiplantae; Streptophyta; Magnoliopsida; Poales; Poaceae
Product: 60S ribosomal protein L8-like
Exons: 2
Coding region: 115-900 (261 amino acids)
Biological process (GO): cytoplasmic translation
Cellular component (GO): cytosolic large ribosomal subunit; ribosome
Molecular function (GO): structural constituent of ribosome; RNA binding
Source: RefSeq, a predicted model, not a curated record
UACUCCACCGAAGCCUAUAUAUGCACGCGGCCGUCUCGCGCCUACGCCUUCACGUCCCACGUACGAACGCAAAACCCUCGCUCCCGCCGCCGGAGAAGAGGAGAAGAGGAGAAGAUGGGCCGCGUGAUCAGGGCGCAGCGCAAGGGCGCGGGCUCGGUGUUCAAGUCGCACACGCACCACCGCCAGGGCCCGGCGCGGUUCCGGGCGCUGGACUACGGCGAGCGGAACGGGUACCUCAAGGGCGUGGUGACGGACAUCGUGCACGACCCCGGCCGCGGCGCGCCGCUAGCCCGCCUCGACUUCCGCGAUCCCGUCCGCUACAAGCACCGGAAGGAGCUCUUCGUGGCCGCCGAGGGCAUGUACACGGGGCAGUCCGUCUACUGCGGCCGCCGCGCCGUCGUCGCCAUCGGCAACGUGCUCCCGCUCGCGUCCCUCCCCGAGGGCGCCGUCGUCUGCAACGUCGAGCAGCACGUCGGCGACCGCGGCGCCCUCGCCCGCGCCUCGGGCGACUACGCCAUCGUCAUCAGCCACAACUCCGAAAACGGCACCACCAGGAUCAAGCUGCCGUCGGGGGCGAAGAAGGUGGUGCAGAGCGGGUGCAGGGCGAUGGUGGGGCAGGUGGCCGGCGGCGGGAGGACGGAGAAGCCGCUGCUCAAGGCGGGCAGAGCGUACCACAAGUUCAGGGUGAAGAGGAACAGCUGGCCCAGGGUGCGCGGCGUCGCCAUGAACCCCGUCGACCACCCGCACGGAGGAGGCAACCACCAGCACAUCGGGCACGCGUCCACGGUCCGCCGCGACGCGCCUCCCGGGCAGAAGGUUGGACAGGUCGGGGCGCGGAGGACCGGCAGGCUCAGGGGACAGGCCGCCGUCAACGCAUCCAAGGACAGCAGGGCCGCUUAGUUCAGUUAGAUAUCUUCAUACGUAUCAUCAUUGAUCAGCUAGGUUAUUACUUAGAUUUUGGGACAGUUAUAUCUGUCAUGCUUUCCAUUGUGGGUGUGGUACUAUUUGGACUUUGGUCGAAUUAUGUAUGGAAAGUUUUAUAUACCAUUA